Colletotrichum phormii is the source of this 898-nucleotide messenger RNA. RefSeq lists its product as uncharacterized. The transcript has a single exon. Lineage: Eukaryota; Fungi; Ascomycota; Sordariomycetes; Glomerellales; Glomerellaceae. Bases 250 to 726 code for a protein of 158 amino acids. The record is from RefSeq and is a predicted model, not a curated record.
CACCUGCACCAAGGCCAGAAAUCGCACGCUUCACCGGAUCGUCUGGACGCGAUUUCGAACAAAAGUGCUGCAGCAGAAUGGGGGCGGGGCGAUGGAGAGGAAGUGCGGGUGGUCAAGAAGCUAGGACUACCAAGACUCCAAGAGAUGCCCUCAAAUGCUUGGCCUUAAGCCGGCCAAUGAUAUCUCUAAACUCAGUUGCCGCCAAAGCUUGAUUUGUCUCGGCAUCCAAGGGACCAAGAACUUCAGGCGAUGAUCACCUCAAUUUCCAUCCUGUCGGAUCACUUCUUGCCACCUCUCGACACCGAGAGGGCUAUCCAUCCCAUCGCGAUAACACAUAUUGUAUGCUGUCAAUUAUUAUUUGAGAUUGCGACGGGUACGAGAAUUAUGAUUACUAGUUGCGUUCGCCCCGAGUCAGAUCAUGGCGCCAUACUCGUUCGCAUUGGGGGGGACGCUACGCCUCACCUGCUGUCCAAUGAACCGGGGCGUUUGGUCAGUCAUCUGUCCGGGUCUAAAUGGGACAGUCUUCUAGAACAAAAUGAGCCUGACGAAAGGAAUGCGGCAAUUAUUUGCCAGAUAGUGGAGGCGCCAUGCAACCUUUUACUCGGCCGUUCGUCUGUUGGCGUACGAAGAUCGCGUGCCUUAGGACUUGGGACUUCACCACCAGAGAUGCUCUUCGCGCUUCCUCGGAGUGUCAACUACUUGUUGCCUAGAGGCCGAAGCCAAUAGCCCUGCCGUUUUGAAGCCACGACGACGGCAGUCGCUACACUCGAAGUCAAUUGAAUAAUGACAUUGACUAUUUGGAACACCAAAGGAGCGCCCAUGGGAUGACAGCUAGGCACGACAAAAGAUCCAGGAACGAAAACCCAAACACACAGAACCAAAGCUUGCUGAAGCAUGC